Messenger RNA from Phaedon cochleariae (mustard beetle), 868 nucleotides. The record is from the annotation of a GenBank genome assembly. Lineage: Eukaryota; Metazoa; Arthropoda; Insecta; Coleoptera; Chrysomelidae.
AGAUUCUAUGCAAUCGCUUUGCAAAAAUCACUUUCUCCAGAACCUCUACCGCAAGAUAGAUGGCGCUCUUCUGUGGUCCCAGAAUGAACGAAAUCUGGACUGCAUCAACACUUUCCAGACGCACUCGAUUCUACAGAGAUUCAUGCUCCGAUUCGAUUUUCUUCAGUUAGACUGUAACGAUCAUCUCUAUAUUUACGAUGGUGCACACGCCGUUGGAACAUACAAGUUUGACUUGUCUUGCAAAAACACGAAACAAAACUUGGGAGCAAUGUUCACUCGUACCAACUACGUCACCCUCAAAUACGUCACAGAUGCAUGGGGGACUGACUCAAAUGGAUUCAAGCUUGUCAUCACAGCUGUCAAAGAUCCCAAACACGCAUGCACUGAAUUUCGUUGCAACCUUAGGGAAUUUUGUAUAGCGACAGAGUUAGUGUGUGAUGGAAUCAACCACUGUGCAGAUGGGUCAGAUGAAACGUCCACUACAUUAUGUCAAAACAACGAGACUGGUACCAUCCUCGGCCUGGAAGUGACGUGGUUCGUCGUGGUGGUGAUUAGUACUCUGCUGGUACUGCUGGUGCUGAUAGUCGCCGUUUCGAUAUGCAUUUGUCGUCGUGGCUGGAACAGCGCAGGCGCCGGAAACGGAGCCGUCCAACAGCAGAACGCUUCCUAUUCGCUCCAGCAGAUGUACGGCUCGAACGGCGCCCUCAAGCCGCUAACGGGCGGCGGCGGCAGCACCACGACGCUGACCUCCAGCGGCGGCGGCGUCCUCUACCGGCCGCCGUCGGGAAACUGGCGCCACCCUGCGGGCCCCAUCGGGUUCCGCCUCAGCGCGCCGGCCCGGGCCCGCCUCUACUGCCAGGCAAAGUGA